AUGGACGAUCAAGAUAUCCCGCUAAAGAUCCAGUAUCUAAAGCUAAAACGGAUCAACGAGUUAAACCGGAAGCUGAAACAAGAGCUGGCCAGAGAUAGAAUUACCGCCUCCAAUGCAUGCUUAUCAAUUAUAGACUUCGCCACUUCCCACAAAGAUUACGCCAUCCCUGAGAUCUGGGGCCAUCCAAUGCCAGGAUCUAACCCACACAGGAUCAACAAUCCUAAUUUACAUAGACGCGCGCAAAGAGGAAGUUCUAGCGACAGCAGCUGCUGUGUCAUCAUGUAA
Lachancea nothofagi CBS 11611 is the source of this 285-nucleotide messenger RNA. NCBI's taxonomy places the organism in Eukaryota, Fungi, Ascomycota, Saccharomycetes, Saccharomycetales, Saccharomycetaceae. The record is from the annotation of a GenBank genome assembly.